AUGCUCCAGUAUGGCAGGGAAAACAAUGGCAUGAGGAAAGGGUGGACAUUACAUCUUGACCAACAUCAGGGCUCACAGUUGAGAAACUAUCUUAGAUCUCAGAUGAGUCUUUGGACUUUGUUUAAGUUGAUCAAGACUGUGGGGACCUUUAAAGUUGGACUGAGUGCAAUUUGCAUUGUAUCUGUGGGGGCCAGGGCCGAGUGUUGUGGUUUUAGUGUAAAUGGUCCCAUAGCCUCAGGAGUUAUAUUACUUAUGAUAUGGAUUGUACUCUUGUCACUCUCAGGCAAUUCAGCUCUCCCUGGAGGAACUAUAUUUGGAUUGUUAAUUAUUUCUUAUAGUGCCUUCCUUGGGGGAAAACUUUUAGAAUUCAUUAAAAUACCUUUAAUGCCUCCACUUCCACCUCUUCUUGGGAUGUUACUGGCUGGUUUCGUUGUCAGGAAUAUUCCAUUUAUCAGUGAACAUGUCACUAUUCCUAGUACAUGGUCUUCAGCUUUAAGAAACUGUGCCCUAACUGUUAUCCUAAUACAUGCUGGGUUUGGAAUGGAUCCACAGGCUUUGAAGCAUUUGAAGGGAGUUUGUUUAAGAUUGUCUUUCGGCCCAUGCAUCAUUGAGGCGUGUUCAGCUGCUGUUUUCUCACACUACAUUAUGAAGUUUCCUUGGCAAUGGGGAUUUCUCUUAGGUUUUGUCCUAGGUGCCGUCUCUCCUGCCGUUGUAGUCCCUUCCAUGCUGCUGUUACAGAAAAAUGGGUUUGGCAUCAAGGAAGGCAUUCCAACUUUACUGAACGCAGCUAGCAGUCUGGACGAUAUUGUCGCUAUCACUGGAUUCAACACAUUCUUGAGCAUAGUUUUUGCCUCAGGUACCGUAAUCAACCAUAUCUUAUCAUCUUUGCGGGACAUAUGUAUUGGUAUCGUGUUAGGUAUUACCAUGGGAUUUUUUGUUCAACAUUUUCCAAGCGGAGAUCAGGAAAGACAUACACUGAAGAGAGCCUUCCUUGUCCUGAGUAUAUGUGUCUCUGUCGUCUUAGGCAGCCAUCACAUUGGCUUACAUGGAUCAGGAGGGUUGUGCACACUAGUGAUGUCUUUCAUGGCAGCAACAAAGUGGGCUGAAGAGAAGGAUAGUAUCCAAAACAUUAUUUCACAUGCAUGGAGUAUUUUUCAACCUCUUCUUUUUGGCUUAGUGGGAUCAGAAGUAGCUGUUGACUCUCUUGAAUCAAAUUCUGUUGGCACUUGCAUUGCUACCCUGAUUUUGGCAUUAUGUGCUCGGAUUCUAGCCACAUUCGCAUUGAUGUCGUUUGCAGGGUUCAGUUUUAAGGAGAAAAUAUUUAUUGCUUUAGCAUGGAUCCCUAAAGCUACAGUCCAGGCUGUAUUAAGUCCUCUGGUUCUAGAAACAGCAAGGCUCAGCGCACCCCACUUGGAAUUUUAUUCAAGGGAUGUGAUGACAAUGGCCUUUUUAGCCAUCUUGAUCACAGCUCCAAAUGGAGCUCUCCUGAUUGGCAUACUGGGACCCAGAAUGCUUAAACACAGUGACACAAGCAAAAUAACAAUGCCUAUGAAAAGUUUUGAAUAUCAUUAA
Jaculus jaculus (lesser Egyptian jerboa) is the source of this 1572-nucleotide messenger RNA. RefSeq names its product solute carrier family 9 member B1 (gene Slc9b1). The transcript has 11 exons. Bases 1 to 1572 code for a protein of 523 amino acids. Gene Ontology annotation, molecular function: antiporter activity. Gene Ontology annotation, biological process: proton transmembrane transport. Gene Ontology annotation, cellular component: membrane. Lineage: Eukaryota; Metazoa; Chordata; Mammalia; Rodentia; Dipodidae. The record is from RefSeq and is a predicted model, not a curated record.